Lathyrus oleraceus (garden pea) is the source of this 1026-nucleotide messenger RNA. RefSeq names its product zinc finger BED domain-containing protein RICESLEEPER 4. The record is from RefSeq and is a predicted model, not a curated record. The transcript has 2 exons. Gene Ontology annotation, molecular function: DNA binding. NCBI's taxonomy places the organism in Eukaryota, Viridiplantae, Streptophyta, Magnoliopsida, Fabales, Fabaceae. The coding region runs from base 1 to 1026 and encodes 341 amino acids.
AUGGUGAUGUUUGAGAUGGGGAAUGUGGGGUGGAUAGGAGAGGAAAUAAUUUUCAUGGUGAUAGAUUCAAUAGAAGAGGCGGAACUUUUGGUAGGAGCAAAAGAGGAGGAGUUGUUGUUGUCGGCCAUGAUGAGGGGGGAGAUUGGAGGUGCUGUUAGGAUGUCAUACAGUACCUCACUUGAAUCAUUAGGAGAUUCACAAUCACCACCAAAAGAUGGAGAAGAGUGUUUAAAUGUAUUGAAUCCUAUCAUUGAUUUAAAUGCAAAUACUAAUGAAGAACCACUAACAAAUGAAUCAACACCGACAAAUGAAGUUGUGAAUGAAGAAAAUGUUGAGAGCAGUGACGUUGUUAUUCAAAAGUCCAAGAGGAAGAAAACUUCUCUAGUUUGGGAUCACUUCAAAAAAGUGGAAUUAAAGAAUGGAAAAAAAUGGCAAUGUAUACACUGUAAAAACAAUUAUUCUGUUGUUGCUAGUGGAUCAACCAGUCAUUUGAUGAGGCAUUUAAAACAAACAUGUCAUGUUUACAAGAAGCUAGUAGCACAACAAAAAAAAUUAAACUUUCAGCCAGCAAAAAGCAAGAUUGAUGAGAAGCUUUCUGGACCACUACUAAUGAAUUCAGGAGGUAAAUAUGACCAUGAAAGACAACGAGAAGUCACCGCACAUUGGAUUAUGAUGCAUGAACAUGCAUUUAGUAUUGUUGAGGAAGAAGGUUUUCAUUUUAUGAUGAAGUGUUCUAAUAUUUCAUAUGAGAAAAUUAGUCGGAAGACAUUGAAGAAUGAUUGUAUUGUUGUUUAUGAAGCUGAAAGAAAAAAGUUGAAGUCUACUUUAAGGACAGUAAAUAAGAUUUGUUUGACCACUGAUUUAUGGAAGUCACAAAAUCAGAAGAUAGAAUACAUGGUGUUAACUGGUCAUUUCAUUGAUGCUGACUGGGUUUUGCAGAAACGCAUUCUUAGUUUUGUUCAUGUUCCUCCUCCUCAGCGUGGUGUUGAUAUUGCUGAUGCUAUCUUCAAAUGUCUUAAAGAUUGA